AUGUCAUCUCCUUAUAAGAAUUUGUUCGUGUGGGCCGCGGUGGUUCUUCUCCCGGCGGCGGUGCUGGGGGAGUGCACUUGCGAGCCGGAGGAGGAAGGCGAUGAGAGCAAGAGCCUGGCGCUCAAGUACAAGGUGGGGGCGAUCGCCGCCAUUCUGGUGGCGAGCGCCGUCGGGGUGAUGCUGCCGGUGGUCGGGAGGAGGGUUCCGGCGCUGAGUCCGGAGAGGAAUUUCUUCUUCGUGAUAAAGGCCUUCGCCGCCGGGGUGAUUCUGUCGACGGGGUUCAUACACGUGCUGCCGGAUGCAUUCGAGAGUUUGACUUCGCCGUGUAUUCCGGCGAGCCCGUGGGGGGAUUUUCCGUUCACCGGGUUUAUCGCCAUGCUCUCCGCCAUUGGGACGCUGAUGGUUGACACGUACGCAACCUCGUACUACCGGCGUCGGUCGGGGGUGAAGGCGGUGGAGGGCGGCGGCGAUGAAGAGGGAGGGGCGGCGGUUGUUCCGGUUCAUGCACAUGCACACGGGUCGGUUUCUUUGGAACCGGAUUCUGGUGAGACUGAUCUCCUUCGCCACCGUGUCAUUUCUCAGGUUUUGGAAUUGGGAAUCAUAGUACAUUCUGUAAUAAUUGGAAUUGCAUUAGGAGCUUCACAAAGUCCAAAAACAAUAAGACCACUAAUUGCAGCUUUGUCUUUUCAUCAAUUCUUUGAAGGCAUUGGUCUUGGUGGCUGCAUUACUCAGGCAAGGUUUAAAGCAAGGGCAGUAACAAUAAUGGCAUUAUUCUUCUCCAUAACAACCCCAGUUGGAAUCGCAAUCGGAAUCGGAAUAACUAACAUCUACAGCGAAACGAGCUCAACGGCUCUGAUUGUACAAGGAGUUUUCAACGCAGCAUCGGCCGGAAUAUUGGUCUACAUGGCGCUCGUCGAUCUUCUUGCUGCCGAUUUUAUGAGCCCGAAACUGCAAAGUAAUGGAAAACUUCAACUAGGGGCAAAUCUGUCACUUCUAAUUGGUACUGGUUGCAUGUCUUUCAUAGCCAAGUGGGCUUGA
Messenger RNA from Erythranthe guttata (spotted monkey flower), 1038 nucleotides. RefSeq names its product zinc transporter 5. NCBI's taxonomy places the organism in Eukaryota, Viridiplantae, Streptophyta, Magnoliopsida, Lamiales, Phrymaceae. The record is from RefSeq and is a predicted model, not a curated record. Gene Ontology annotation, biological process: zinc ion transmembrane transport. Gene Ontology annotation, cellular component: plasma membrane. Gene Ontology annotation, molecular function: zinc ion transmembrane transporter activity.